This is a messenger RNA of Echinops telfairi (small Madagascar hedgehog), 1128 nucleotides long. It is a transcript of the gene MSTN, whose product is annotated as myostatin. NCBI's taxonomy places the organism in Eukaryota, Metazoa, Chordata, Mammalia, Afrosoricida, Tenrecidae. The transcript has 3 exons. Gene Ontology annotation, molecular function: growth factor activity; cytokine activity. The coding region runs from base 1 to 1128 and encodes 375 amino acids. Gene Ontology annotation, biological process: SMAD protein signal transduction. The record is from RefSeq and is a predicted model, not a curated record. Gene Ontology annotation, cellular component: extracellular region.
AUGAAAAAACUGCAAAUCUGCGUUUACAUCUACCUGUUUAUGCUGAUUGUUGCUGGUCCAGUGGAUCUAAAUGAGAAUGGAGAGCAAAAGGAAAAUGUGGAAAAAGAGGGGCCAUGUAAUGCAUGUACUUGGAGACAAAACACUAAAUCUUCAAGAAUAGAAGCCAUAAAAAUUCAAAUCCUCAGUAAACUCCGCCUGGAAACAGCUCCUAACAUCAGCAAAGAUGCUAUAAGACAACUUUUACCCAAAGCUCCGCCACUCCGGGAACUGAUUGAUCAGUAUGAUAUCCAGAGAGAUGACAGCAGUGACGGUUCUUUGGAAGAUGAUGAUUAUCACGCUACGACGGAAACAGUUAUUACUAUGCCCACAGAGUCUGAUUUUCCAAUGCAAGUCGAAGGAAACCCCAAAUGUUGCUUCUUUAAAUUUAGCUCUAAAAUACAAUACAAUAAAGUUGUAAAGGCCCAACUGUGGAUAUAUCUGAGACCCGUCAAGAUACCUACAACAGUGUUUGUGCAAAUCCUGAGACUCAUCAAACCCAUGAAAGAUGGUACAAGGUAUACUGGAAUCCGAUCUCUGAAACUUGACAUGAACCCAGGCACUGGAAUUUGGCAGAGCAUUGAUGUGAAGACAGUGUUGCAAAAUUGGCUCAAACAACCUGAAUCCAACUUGGGCAUUGAAAUCAAAGCUUUAGAUGAGAAUGGUCAAAAUCUUGCUGUAACCUUCCCAGGACCAGGAGAAGAUGGGCUGAAUCCCUUUUUAGAAGUCAAGGUAACAGACACGCCAAAAAGAUCCCGAAGAGAUUUUGGUCUUGACUGCGAUGAGCACUCAACAGAAUCACGAUGCUGUCGUUAUCCUCUAACUGUGGAUUUUGAGGCUUUUGGAUGGGACUGGAUUAUUGCACCCAAACGAUACAAGGCCAAUUACUGUUCUGGAGAGUGUGAAUUUGUAUUUUUACAAAAAUAUCCUCACACUCAUCUGGUACACCAAGCAAACCCCAAAGGUUCAGCAGGCCCUUGCUGUACUCCUACCAAGAUGUCUCCAAUUAAUAUGCUAUAUUUUAAUGGCAAAGAACAAAUAAUAUAUGGGAAAAUUCCAGCUAUGGUAGUAGAUCGAUGUGGGUGCUCAUGA